Fonsecaea erecta is the source of this 1413-nucleotide messenger RNA. RefSeq lists its product as hypothetical. The transcript is spliced from 3 exons. Gene Ontology annotation, biological process: protein phosphorylation. Lineage: Eukaryota; Fungi; Ascomycota; Eurotiomycetes; Chaetothyriales; Herpotrichiellaceae. Gene Ontology annotation, molecular function: cyclin-dependent protein serine/threonine kinase activity; RNA polymerase II CTD heptapeptide repeat kinase activity; ATP binding. Gene Ontology annotation, cellular component: nucleus; mediator complex. The coding region runs from base 1 to 1413 and encodes 470 amino acids. The record is from RefSeq and is a predicted model, not a curated record.
AUGUCGAUUCCUGGCAUGUCCCGCCCAGGCACAAGUCUGAAUAUUGCCCAACAACUCCGCAAGACGACUCAGUUGGCUCUAGAAGAUUCUGGCCGGGGCCUCGACAAGAAGCAAUCUGGCAACAACUACACAACAAAGGUCAAAAUCGGCCACAAGUACAACAUUAUCGGCUUCAUUAGCAGUGGCACCUAUGGUCGAGUAUAUAAGGCUGUUGAGAAGAAUCCCAAGAGUGAUCCCUCCAGCCCUGUAGGAACGUCUCCGCCAAAGGAAUUGUAUGCCAUCAAAAAAUUCAAACCCGAGAAAGAAGGUGAUAAUGUCCAGUACACAGGCUUGUCUCAGUCCGCCAUCCGGGAGAUGUCGUUGUGCACCGAAUUGUCCCAUCCUAACGUGGUUCAUCUGGCGGAGAUCAUCCUGGAGGAUAAAUGUGUCUUUAUGGUCUUUGAAUACUGCGAACAUGAUCUGCUUCAAAUUAUCCACCAUCACACCCAGCCGACCCGGCGGCCGAUUCCUGCGACCAUGAUCAAGUCUAUCCUUUUUCAGCUUCUCAACGGUUUGUACUAUCUUCACCAGAACUGGGUCAUCCACCGAGAUCUGAAGCCGGCCAACAUCAUGGUCACUAGCUCUGGACAUGUGCGUAUUGGAGAUCUGGGACUUGCCCGACUGUUCCAUAAACCUCUGUCAUCGCUGUACGCUGGAGAUAAGGUCGUGGUGACCAUAUGGUACCGUAGCCCCGACCUCCUCUUGGGAGCACGUCAUUACACGCCAUCCAUCGACAUGUGGGCUGUUGGCUGCAUCUUUGCCGAACUCCUCAGCCUCAGACCGAUCUUUAAGGGAGAAGAAACAAAGAUGGAUAGCAAGAAGACGGUGCCGUUCCAGAGAAAUCAGAUGGGCAAAAUAGUGGAAAUUUUGGGUAUGCCUCGACGAGAAAACUGGAAGGGACUGGUGGACAUGCCGGAAUAUCCACAACUGCAGUCACUGAUUGUUUCUCGUGGUGGGAUGCCAGGAGGACUGUACCCGACCCCUUCUACAUCUCUAAACCGUGGCUCUAACGGUAACAACGGGAGUGGUCUCGAGGCAUGGUACAACAACUGCAUCCGGCACGCCAGCUACCCUCCCGAAAAGUCUCCCGGACAACGAGGGUUCCAACUCUUGUCGGAACUGUUCGAAUACGAUCCGGACCUACGAUUGACGGCGGAGCAGGCUCUGCACCAUGAAUACUUCCGAAACACCGACGACGGGCCAAACAAGGGCAAGAUAUGGGUCAGCAACAAUUGCUUCGAGGGACUGAAUGAGGUAUAUCCGCACAGGAGGGUCAGCACUGAAACGAAUGACAUUGGGACUGGCAGCUUGCCCGGGACAAAACGAGGCGGGUUGCCAGAUGACACGCUGCUCCCGGCGUCGAAAAGGAGAUAG